This is a messenger RNA of Arabidopsis arenosa, 619 nucleotides long. Lineage: Eukaryota; Viridiplantae; Streptophyta; Magnoliopsida; Brassicales; Brassicaceae. The record is from the annotation of a GenBank genome assembly.
CUCUUCUCUCUGUUUCUUUGCGAAGGCAAUGGCGAUGCCUUUUCUCCGACGAUUGAGGUUACGAUUAAGGCCGCCGGCGACGAUUGAGGGAAGAAUAGAGAGGCCGCCGGCGACGAUUAGGCCGGACUCUGUCACCGAUUUCACCCUCUCCGACGAUGGCCGAUUCGUUGUUCACUUGCCCAAUUCCUGUGAAAUUGAAUUUGACUACCUCGUUCAAUACGACAAGACUAUAUCUGGCCGUAUCGGUUACGGCUCAAUCACCGAGCUCAAGGGUAUUCAGGUGAAGAAAUUCUUUAUUUGGCUCGAUGUCGAUGAAAUCAAGGUCGAUCUUCCGCCGUCUGAUUCCAUCUACUUCAAAGUUGGGUUUAUCAAUAAGAAGCUUGAUAUUGACCAGUUUAAGACUAUACAUUCGUGCCAUGACAAUGGUGUCUCUGGUUCUUGUGGAGAUUCAUGGAAGAGUUUUCUUGAGAAAGGGCAAGGAAUGAUGGAUGAAGCGGAAAUGUUAAUCACCGAGUAAAACACUCUUUGCAAUCACAGAGUCUGCGACAACACGCAGAUAGAGUUGAGUCUCAAGUCAAGUCUUUGUACAUAAUACAUACAAUAACUAGACAAGUCUUUU